Messenger RNA from Symsagittifera roscoffensis, 1377 nucleotides. RefSeq lists its product as uncharacterized. The transcript is spliced from 5 exons. The record is from RefSeq and is a predicted model, not a curated record. Bases 172 to 1335 code for a protein of 387 amino acids. NCBI's taxonomy places the organism in Eukaryota, Metazoa, Xenacoelomorpha, Acoela, Convolutidae.
AAUAACAAGAUUGCCUAUACGUUACAAAACGUUCAAAUCGAGAUUAUCUUAUUCAAGCAUAGUAAGUGUAAUCAAGCUAAUUUUUAUUCUUGUAUAUAGCAUUUGUUACACAAUUUUCUUCAAAAAAUGCACGUUUUAAAAUUAAUGUAAGCCUUACGCACGCAGCUCAAAAUGGCAGUAUUAAAUAGCCAUUUGAGCUCAAAUUUUAGUGUUCUUGGGGACGAAAUUCGGGAGAAAACAAAGACUGAUGUCGGAUUCUCUCGCGAGUGUUGCAUUCGGAAACAGAAUCUUCGAGAGUCCGAUCUGUAUCGAAACGAAGAUUGGCAUCGCCCAAAGAGCGGCAGAGUUAAGGAGCCGUACACAAAUUACAAAUACGAGUUCAAAUCCGGGGGGAUGACAGUUUUUGAGAUGACCAAACGAAAAGGUUGCUGUCGAGGCGCAGACUGGUCCGAGAGAAAACGCGCGAAAGAGGAGCAGAAAAUUCUGAACAGCCUCGAGAGGAAGGAUUGUUUCUUUUGCGACUGCAGUCACUGUAGCUCAUUUUACAGACAGGUGCUGGCCAAGCACAAAAUCCCGUAUAUGCGAGAGAACAGGAGUACGCCCAGUGCACUGACAUUGCAGAGGCAGUACCACAGCAGACGAAGUUGGAAAGACGAAUACGGUGUCAAGACAGUAAACAGCGUUCUUCGAAAAGGAGACCGAGUCAUCAUUGAUGGGAAAUACAGUGGGAAGGUCAAGUUCAUCGGAGCGCUCAACGACAGCCUACUAGUAUCCGAGCUAUACGUGGGGGUCAAACUUGACGAGCCCGAUCCCAAAUUCGGCACAGGACACUACCAUGGUAAAUACUACUUCGACGCUCCUCAGGGAUUCGGGGUAUUCGUCAAGUAUGACCAAGUGUCCAAAUGUAAGAAAUUCGACCCAACGAUAGAGGGCGGACCAAACAAGAAGGUGCUCAAAAACCAGUCUUCUCUCGCCUGGCUCUACGGCCAGAGUCUAGACGAAGCUGAAGUGAAAGAACACGCAUCUGUUAAGCUUAAAUCAACCUCUGCCAAGUUCAACAGGAAAAUGGAUGCCAAAACAGCUCUUCUGGAGCGCCAGCAAAAAGCACUGUUGAAAGAAUGGACAGAAGAAUACGGACAAAAACACAGUUUGAUUAUGCUGGAUAAGUUCAACAAGAUUUCUCUGGCUGUUAAACAGGAAGAACAAAGAAUACGAGAGGAAGAAGAAAGGCGAAAAGAAGAAGAGGAACAGAGACGGCUCGAGGAUGAAUACCUACAAGACCAUGAAUUUAGUUCCGAAAAGAAUGAGACCCAAAUUUCACCUCCAUCUAGUUAAUAAAUCAGCAAAUUUUGUAAUUUAAGUUCCCUUUCAAUGAAA